AUCGUCCGCGAGAGCCUGCGCGAUGGAGAAGCGGAGCUGGAGUGGGAAACCGCCCUCGGCCGCGGCGCCUCAGCAGCCGCUGAUGAUGCCUCGGAAAGAGAGGAGGCCUAGCAUGUUCGAGAAGGAGGCAUAUGCACAGAUUUUAAAAGAAAGACUGAGAGAAUCAAUUCAUGAUGUUCAGUACGUAGAGCCACCAUUUGAUGACGCAAUUGCUGACAUAGGUAAAGAAUGGAAGAGUACCCUGGCCAAACUAAAGUUUGCUAAUUCAUAUAGAAUGGAGCCAUUGAAAAAAUUCCAGGCUUAUUCAGUAGAAGCGAAAGUCCAGCAGAUAUUAAAGACUGCCAGCAGAUGGAUCUGGGAUGUUGCGUGGGACAGCUGGGUUGCUGCGAAACACGAAACUGAAACUUACGUGGCAUUGGCCUUAGUAUUUGCUCUUUACUGUGAAUAGCUUGUUACAUGUACUAAAGAGUGUUUACUUCUCAACUUUUCAAAAAUACAUGAAAUUUAUAGAUUUGUGAACCUCAUAGUAGUUUUGAUUAGCUAUAUUUUUAUAUCUCCAAUUGAAGCUUCUUACUUGUAUUCUUUUAACAACAAAGUUAAAGCUGGAUUUCUACCUUUAUACUUACUAGUUAUCAUAUUUAUUAACAUUGUAUUACCCCGAAGUAUAAAAGUAUAAGAGGUAUAUGUAUAUGCCUUUUUCAUGUAUAUAUACGAAUACAUGAAUGCUUAUGAUGGAUUAUAAUAGGGGGGAAUUAUUUAUCAUCCUAGUUAGGUUUAAGAAAAUUAGAAUUUGCUACAGGAUAUUAUGAUGCAACCUUGUAAAAUGUCAAAUUAAGUAAAUGUUAAGAUAGAUUUUUGGAAAACUCCCAAAGGCAGAUAUUUUGAAUGGUAUCUUAAUAUACUACAUGCAUUCUUUUGAAAGAAGUCACCAAGUUUGAAAGAAAGAUGUUGAUAUAUUUAAUACUUCCCUAACACCUCUCCCUCCAAUCAAAACACUUCCAAGUGUGCAGUCUUUCUAUUUGCUAGUCCAUUAGUUAAGCUCUUUUUAGCUGCAAGAACCGAAAAACCUAACAUAAUUAUUUUUUAAAAAGAAGAAAAUUGUAUUUCUCAGGCAUUUGAUCAAGGAUCCGGGUUCUUUCUGUCAUCCUGCGCUCCCCUCAGAUUCUAUGUACACGAGUUUAACUUGGUAGAAUUAAACCAUGUUCUCAUGGCUUUAUCAUCAUGAUUCACUCCUUGAGCUGGGUUGGAGCUCACCUUCCCUGAAGCACACGGCCAUGUGGAGAAUGGACACCACUGUCAAUCGGGGCUUCUCCUGCAAGGAGGCAGGGGGUGGGCUUGGUGAGCCAAGUAGUAAUGUCUGUGAUAAUUCAUACUAUUUUCAAGUUAUAGUCAGAACUUGAAAACGCAUGCCA
Globicephala melas (long-finned pilot whale) is the source of this 1412-nucleotide messenger RNA. Lineage: Eukaryota; Metazoa; Chordata; Mammalia; Artiodactyla; Delphinidae. The record is from RefSeq and is a predicted model, not a curated record.